UUAACUUAGAAACUACCACGUGUGUCACUGUCACUCUCACUGACAACUGUCAUAAUCUCUCAACGUUGGUCCCACACUCCUUGUCCCUCUCUUUAUACUUCGAUCUCUCAACACACUACAAUCCAUAACACAGAGAUAUGAGCCAACAAGAGCAACCAAAGAGGCCACAAGAGCCGGUCAAAUACGGCGACGUUUUCGAAGUCUCCGGCGAACUGGCCGACAGGCGCAUAGCGCCUGAGGAUGCUAGGAUGAUGCAAGCUAAAGAAACAAGUGCCUUGGGACACACUCAAAAAGGUGGUAUAGCCGCCACUAUGCAGUCAGCAGCCACUGCCAACAGACGCGGUGGCUUCGUCGAGCCAGGUGUCGCAACCUACCUCGACCCUGACCGAGGCGUCUCUGUGGAGCAAACCGACGUCCCUGGUGCACGCGUCACUAAAGAAUCCAUCGGUGUACAGGACGUUGGACAAUACGUUGAGCCUAGGCCAGUGUCGACGGCGGCGAUGGGGGUGAGUGUGCAGAGUAAGAUAACAAUAGGACAAGCGUUGGAGGCAACUGUACACACCGCUGGAAAGAAGCCAGUGGAUCAGAGCGACGCAGCAGCGAUUCAAGCAGCAGAAGUUAGAGCUUCUAGCAACAACGUCAUCGCUCCUGGUGGAGUAGCAGCUUCAGCUCAGUCCGCAGCUGAUUACAACGCUCCUAUAGAGUUUGACGAGAAUAAAAUCAAGCUCGCUGAUGUCUUGACGGGUGCUGCGGGGAAGUUACAAGAGGAUAAAGCCGUGACCAAGCAGGACGCAGAGGGAGUGGUGAGCGCUGAGCUGAGGAACAAUCCUAAUCUGUCUACUUAUCCAGGUGGUGUGGCGGAUUCUGUUACCGCCGCGGCUAGGCUUAACGCUAAAGGGGAUAUAUAAAACAAAUAACUUAUGAUGUAGAAUCAAUCGUCUAAGUUUUAUUUUGUUCUUGUUUAAUAUAAAGAUAAUGUUAAAAGAUGUAAGACUUUCAUGUUGAAUAUAAAGAUAAUGUUUUGGUUCUC
This is a messenger RNA of Brassica napus (rape), 1030 nucleotides long. RefSeq names its product late embryogenesis abundant protein 31-like. The record is from RefSeq and is a predicted model, not a curated record. Bases 138 to 908 code for a protein of 256 amino acids. The transcript has 3 exons. NCBI's taxonomy places the organism in Eukaryota, Viridiplantae, Streptophyta, Magnoliopsida, Brassicales, Brassicaceae.